AUGACGGCGGCCCAGCCACUGCAGCUCGUCGCCGGCAGCUCCUUCACCUUUAACCUCGCUCUGCGCCACGUCAGCGGCCUACCGGCUGGCGAUGGCGGCGAUCGCGGCCUGGCUGUCAUUAGCCUCGACGGAGCCGACAUGGUCACACACACUCAGUUUGUCGAGACCGGCUCCUACAUCGUUACCGCCGCAGCCCCGACUGUCGCCGGCGUCUACCACUACAGGCUCGGCGUCAACGGCAGGCUCUUCAUCAACGGCAUGGUCACCGUCGACGCCGUGGUGAGCCCCGGUCCCGCCGCCGGCCCAGGCUCGUACCUCGUCGACGCGCCACUGAGCGGCACCGUGCUGCUAGAGACCGACGUCGCUGCGCAGUUUGCCAUCUUUAUCGGCGACGCGUACGGCAACCCGGCAGCCACCAUGCCGACCGCCUCCGACGUCGACAUUGUGCUGCAGCUCGGCAUCGCCACCAUCACCAUCUCCGACUUUAGCCUGGCAAACGGCGUGCUGACCUUUGACCUCAAGGUCACCGAGGGCGGAGCGUACACCCUGCUUGUCCGCCUCUUCGGCAAAGACAUCCGCGGCUCGCCCUUUGUCGUCAACGCCGCCGAAACCUGCUUGCCCGGCACCGCCAUCGCCGAGGGUGGGCUCUGCGCAGACUGCGCCGCUGGCACCUACUCGGACGCCGUCAACGUCGUGGCCUGCUCCGCCUGCCCCGAGUUUACAACCUCGUCCGCGAGCGCGACCUCCUUCCUCAACUGCUCCUGCCUUCCCAUGUUCUGGUACGGCCCGGGCCCGCGCGCUCCCGGCAAGGCGUGCAUUCCGUGCCUCGCCGGCGCACAAUGCGCGGGCGGCGACGAUCCGCCGAGAGCCGCCCCAGGCUACGAGGCCUCGGACGACCGCAGCGCCUUUGUCGCAUGUCCGCGCCCGCAGUCGUGCAUCGGAGACGGCCGCUGCGCCACAGGCUACCAGGGCCGGCUCUGCGCCCAGUGCGCCUCCAACUACUACCGGCUCGGCAACACCUGCCGCAAGUGCUCGGGCUCAAAUGCCCUGGUCUUGGUCGUGCUGCUCGCCAUGGUGUUUGCCUUUGUCGUGGCCGUCGUGUGGAUCAACAACCGCAACACAAAGAUCUACGGCUACGCCGCCUUUGUCAUCGCCCUCAACACGCUGCAGGCCGUCGCCAUCUACGGCACCAUCCAGCUCGACUGGCACCCGAUAGCCCAGGCUGUCUUUGACAUUGUCUCGCUCUUCAACCUCAACUUUGAUCUCGCUUCGCCCGAGUGCGGCCUGGACGUCGGCGACGUGUGGAUGUUCAAGUGGGCCGCCACCAUGCUCAUGCCCAUCGUUCUCAUCAUCCCGUUCUCCAUGGUGGCCCUCGCUUUCACCGCCUGGCUCAUCUGCAGCCUCACCCGCAGCAAGCCGCGCAGAUCCUACAUGGCCUGCACCCGCCAGGCCUUUGGCGCCGCCGCUCGCGGCUACUCGCAGACCAUCCUCCUCCUCUACCUGCCUGUCAUGUUCUCUGCCCUCCGCUACGUCGACUGCACCGAUGUGGGUGGUGGUAUAGUCGUCAUGACCACAAAUCCGCAGCGCCGCUGCUACACCAGCUCGUGGUGGUCGCUCCUCCCGCUCAUCCUCUCGAUCGCCCUCUUCUACGCGCUCUCCAUCCCGCUGGCUCUCGGCGCCCUGCUGUGGCGCGAACACGCCCGGCUCGACGACCUAACCUUUGGCUCGCGCUACGCCUAUCUCGUCGCCCGCUACAAGCCGCAUCUCUACUGGUAUGAGCUGAUGAUCAUGGCCCGCAAGCUAGCGGUGGCGCUGGCCGUCUGCGCCAUCCGAUCGCCCGUGGCCAAGGCCUCGCUGCUCGGCAUGUUCUACGCCUGCGUCCUCGUCGUCUCCGCCAUGUUGCAGCACCGUCCCUAUGGCACCGACUUUCACAACUGGCUCGACGCCGUCACCCUCGGCCUCUCGCAGCUUCUCCUGUGGGGCGGCGUCAUCACCUCCUCGCCACUCCUCGGCAACUUGGUGGUCAUCGCCUCCAUCAGCGCCCUCGUCGUCGUCGUCAUCGGCGCUGUCCUCUACGAGGCCUAUCGCAUUCGGACCCAGGACGAGGCAGAGGCCGACUUUGCCGUGGCCGCCGCCACCGCAACCGCCACAGACACCUCUGCUGCCGUCUUUGACUUUGGCGACCAGGCCCUCGAUGAGUUCACCAUGGCCGACUCGACGCUCGCCACGCUCCGCACGGGCUUCACGCGGUGCGUGGUGCGGUUUGUGGGCGCCACGCACUUUGGCCUCGGCGAGUGGAUAGGGGUGGAGACCCGCGAGGGACGCGGCUCGGGCGACGGAUCGGUCGACGGACGGCGGUACUUUACCUGUGCCGGCUUUGGUGUCCGCAAUGCUCUCUUUCUCAAGUCCUCGGCGCUGGCCUUUGACGCGUCGCUCUCACUCUAUCGCCUCUGGCGCAACCGCCGCGUCGAGUAUCGCGGCGCUCCGGGCUGCCUCGUCUGGCUCGGCUACCAGCAGCAUCCCGACUCUGUCGACUCUGCCCUGCUUGGUGCGGUUGGCGCUGCCUCUGCGGGUGCUGGCGGUGAGGAUGGUGAUGUCCCGCAUCGGCUCCUUCUCGGCAUCGAGCUCGAUGAUCGUGCUGCCGGCCAUCACGGCGGCCGCAUCUGCUUUGACUAUGACGAUGCGCUGGUUGACGACGCCAUUGCUGCCUUUGACGACGGCGGCAUGGACGCUCUGGGCCCGUCCUCCCGCCGGCCGGCCGGCCACUCCACCCAUGCCUACGACGACAAGCCGGACAACUCCUUCCGCCCUGACCUCGUGCUCUCGGCAGCCGACGAGUCGCUCGAUCUCGCAGCGGACGACUCGGACAAGGACCUCGUGCUCUCGGCAGCCGACGAGUCGCUCGAUCUCGCAGCGGACGACUCGGACAAGGACCUCGUGCUCUCGGCAGCCGACGAGUCGCUCGAUCUCGCAGCGGACGACUCGGACAAGGACCUCGUGCUCUCGGCAGCCGACGAGUCGCUCGAUCUCGCAGCGGACGACUCGCUCGAUCUUGACGGCUCGAACGCCUCGGACGAUGACCUUGUCCUCUCGGCAGCCGAUGAUGACCUCGCCCUAGACGGCUCGGACGAGCUCGACCUCGGCCUGGGCCUCGGCCUCGGGUCAGACGACGACGAGCUCGGCCUCGGAUCGGACGACCUCGAUCUCGGCCUCGGCUCAGACGACGACUUGUGCCUCGGCUCGGACGACGACGACCUCGACCUUGACGACCUGUAGACAGAGCAUUGAAGCAGACGCAGAG
Molecule: messenger RNA, 3301 nt
Organism: Thecamonas trahens ATCC 50062
Lineage: Eukaryota; Apusomonadida; Apusomonadidae
Exons: 4
Coding region: 1-3276 (1091 amino acids)
Source: RefSeq, a predicted model, not a curated record